UUGGAGAGCCACACACUGCUGAGCACGGAGCAGAGCAGCAGCCAAGGUGAUGGCGGCUGAGGCAGGGAUGCUUGAGCUGCCCUUCACCUGCGACGAGCAGCUCACCCGGCGCAUGCGGCUGCGAUUCCAGAGCCUGCAGCAAAGAAACACGAGGCCCCAGGAUGGCGAGAGGCUGCUGCGUCCCAAUGAGCACAUCUACCGAGUGGAUUUCAUCCAGCAGCACCAACUGCGCUUCCUCCGCUGGGACGUGCAGCUGGAGAGCCCUGGGAAGGUCACGGUGACUGGCACCUCCCAGCACUGGACUCCUGAUCUCACCCACCUGAUGAACCGGCAGCUGCUGGAACCGGUGGGCAUCUUCUGGAAGAAGCCAGGGGCUGAGGAGGUGCAGUGCAACGAGGCAGAUGCCCAGGAGUUUGGGGAGCGGAUAGCAGAACUAGCCCAGAUCCGCAAGGUGAUGUAUUUCCUCCUCUCUUUCACUGGCGGCCUCGAACCAGCUCAGCUGAAAGGCUCCAUUGUUUUUAAAGCCUGAUCCCCUCUUGCUCAGCUUUUCUCGCUCCAGCUAUGCUUCUUUCAGUUCAGUUCUUUGGUCCAUUUUUAUAUCUGUUUUUUUCUUUCUCUCUUUUUAAUGAGAGACAGCACCAUGGUGAAGCAGAGAACAGCUCAGUGCUUCAGGAGCCCGUCAACCCUGUGAAAUAUUCCCCAAAUGUGCUGCCCUCUGUCUAGAUGAUGAGAAGGGGACCAUGAGCUUGCUGCUGCAUUUGCCUGGAGUAUAAGACUGUAUGCUUUUGAAUUCAUUAGGGAUCCAUGCAGGGUCUUACUGGCUCGGAAAUAUGAGGCUGUCCUAAAUCCUCUCACUGUAGGAACUGCACAGCAAAAACCCACUGGAAAAAUAAGUAAUUGUCAUGCCAGAAACUAGCAGGGACCCCUGGAGAGAGCCCUGCUUUCCAGUUUCCAUCCUAGCCAUUAAAAAGGGAGAGCUUGUUUGUGAUGGAGUUCCUCUCCUUGCAAGGUGCUGAGUGCUUGCAGGUUCUGGUGACUUGUGCUGCUGCUGUGGCUGCUUGGAGUCUCUGAAGACCAAUUCCAUGGAGAAUCCACCUUGCUGUGAAGCUGAAGUACCUACACUUGGACUCGCUGUGUUCUGCAGAUUGUAAACUCACUGGACUGAUGGGGAGGUUGGACCAGCCUUUCCUGACCACUGCCAUCAUUUCUUGCUGGGGGGAGGGUGGAAUUUCUUGGUCCAAGAUGGGCUGGAGUGUGGGUGCUUGUGAGGGCAGAGCCAGCAGCUCAGAGCAGCCAAGGCCAGGAAUGAGUCCUCUGCAGCAGAGCUAACUUGUGCUUUGUUCUGUCCUUAAAGCACCCAUGAAAAUAUUUACUCUGAAGUGUCUCUGGAGAGCCAUGAGGCUACAGAGCAAUUUGCAAGCCACAGAGCAGGAACCUGCUGCUUCUGUCCAUGAAAAGCAGUGUCUCCUGCCCUCU
This is a messenger RNA of Lonchura striata (white-rumped munia), 1476 nucleotides long. The record is from RefSeq and is a predicted model, not a curated record. Lineage: Eukaryota; Metazoa; Chordata; Aves; Passeriformes; Estrildidae.